AUAUGGCACGCUCGUGCUACGGACGGGUUAUAAGAACAUCCUGUCCUGCGUUGGGGGGGUCCAGUGGUUCUUGGGGGCCCAUAAUGCGACGUCUCUGGCUAGCUGCCAUCAUCGCUGGCCUCGUGCUGGUCACGUGCCAAAUUCGAAUUGGAUCAAGCGCUGCCGCCCACACGCAGCCUCAACAAAUUCAUCUCUCGUAUGGAGCUAGCGAAAAUCAAAGGGUGGUCACCUGGGUCACCUUCGAUCGUACAAGCCCUCCGACCGUAGAGUACGGUUUUUCGGGCUUUCACGAAACUGCUCAGGGCUCUACAACUCGGUUCAGAGAUGGAGGAAGGAAGAAGAGGGUUUUGUACAUUCAUCGGGUGUUGCUUAAGGACCUGGAGCGUGGUACUGAGUACAUGUACCAUUGCGGCAGCGCCGAAGGCUGGAGCGCUGUGUACACAUUCCGAGUGGCACCAUGGGACAGCAGCAACGCUACGAUCGCUGUGUUUGGAGACCUUGGAAGCCUCAAUGCCCGCUCUCUGCCGGCGUUGCAGCAGGACACUCACACAAAGAAAAUUGACGCUGUUUUGCACCUAGGUGACUUCGCUUACGACAUGCACUCGAGAGACGCAACGGUCGGGGAUGAAUUUAUGCGGCAAAUUGAGCCGAUCGCUGCUUAUGUUCCAUACAUGACCGCCGUCGGAAACCACGAGAACGCAUACAACUUCUCGAAUUACGCUAAUCGCUUUUCUAUGAUGGACAAGUCCGGAAACUUCAACAACUUCUUUUACAGCUUUGACAUCGGCCCGGCCCACAUUAUCAGCUAUUCAACGGAGUUCUACUUUUUCCUGAACUACGGCUGGCAUCACGUUCCACAGCAGUACCACUGGCUAGAGAAAGAUUUGCAGGAGGCAAACCUACCAGAAAACAGGGCUAAACGGCCGUGGAUCAUCACAAUGUCGCACCGGCCAAUGUACUGCAGCAAUGUCCGAUUCAGAGACUGCAAUUCCAACGCAAGUAUUGCUCGCAAGGGAUUUCCUCUGACAAAGAUGUAUGGCCUGGAGAAGCUCUUCUUCAAGUACGGAGUGGACUUGCAUUUUACCGGCCAUCAGCAUUCGUACGAGCGCCUGUGGCCGGUCUACGACGGCGUGGUGUACAACGGGAGCAGCACGGACCCGUAUGUCAACCCCAGAGCACCAGUACACGUCGUGACAGGAGCUGCCGGAAACUGGGAGUUCCUCUCACCAUUUGUUCCGAACCCGAAACCAUGGAGCGCCGUGCGAAUUUCAGACUACGGCUUCACGAAGCUCCACUUGAUCAACAGGACUCACAUCCAACUUCAACAGAUAUCAACCAGAGAGAAACCACACGUCGUGGACGCAGUGCACAUCGUGAAAGACAAGCCAAGAAACUUCUGAAGAGCUCUACCAAGUACUGAAUAAACGUUCAAGCUGGAAGUAGCUGAGAAA
This is a messenger RNA of Dermacentor albipictus, 1451 nucleotides long. Its product is annotated as acid phosphatase type 7-like. Gene Ontology annotation, molecular function: metal ion binding; acid phosphatase activity. NCBI's taxonomy places the organism in Eukaryota, Metazoa, Arthropoda, Arachnida, Ixodida, Ixodidae. The record is from RefSeq and is a predicted model, not a curated record.